GGUGGAAGCGUGUCCGGGCCUGAAUCCGGCCUUGCCCCGCCUCCUCCCACCCUCGUCCUACCCUUUUCCCUGGGCUAGGGCUCAGGCCCCCUGUCUGGCCAAAGAUGGCGCUGAGGACAGUAUCGGCAUUAAAGAGGGGCCUCGGCGGCUCGGGCCUGGGGCUCCUUCGCUCAGGAAACUUUCUUCCCUGUGCUGCUCAACAUAGACUGGAAAAAAUGCCGAGUUACAUAGACUACCCCGCAACAGCAAGAAGGUCAUUUAGUAACCAUCGAAUUAUAGUGGAUAUGGAUCAAAUUCUUGGGGUUGCUACAAUCAAGAUGAAGAAUCCUCCAGUGAACAGCUUAAGCCUGGAAUUACUAACAGAAUUUUUAAUAAGCUGGGAGAAACUAGAAAAUGAUAAAAGUUGCAAAGGUGUCAUCUUAACAUCCAACUACCCCAAAAUCUUCUCUGCUGGCCUGGAUAUUACCGAAAUGUGUGGAAAGAAUGCAGCACACUAUACUGAGUACUGGAAAGCAGUACAAGAGUUGUGGCUGAAGCUGUACAUGUCCAACAUGGUGGUGAUAGCAGCAAUCAAUGGAUCCAGCCCCGCCGGAGGCUGCCUGCUUGCCUUAACAAGUGACUACCGAAUCAUGGCCGACAACCCGAAGUACACCAUUGGUCUGAACGAAACCCUGCUGGGCAUCGUAGCGCCCUUCUGGUUUAAAGACAGCCUUGUAAACACGAUUGGGAACAGAGCUUCCGAGAAGGCCCUUCAGCUGGGCUUGCUCUUCCCUCCUGCAGAAGCCCUCAGAAUAGGCCUUGUGGAUCAGACAGUGCCAGAAGACAAGAUGCAGAGCACAGCUCUCAGUGUGAUGUCUCAGUGGCUGAAGAUUCCAGACCACGCUCGCCAGCUUACCAAAACCAUGAUGAGAAAACCUACUGCCGAUCUGCUGCUGAAACAGCGAGAAGCGGAUAUCAACAACUUUGUCAGAUUCAUCUCCAGAGAUGGCAUCCAGAAAUCUCUUCAUAUGUAUUUAAAAGCACUUAAAGAACGAAAAGGGUAAAAGUUGAGGCUCCUGAGCCAGGUUGUGGGGUGGGGUUCAUCGAAACAAAGUCAUGUACAGACCUUACAAGCCUUUCUUUGGAUAGCUGUAGGUUUUCUAAAAGAAGAUAUUUUUCAAGAUAAAAGUAAAUGUAAUUAUUUGUUCUUAGUUUGUUAAUUUUUUCAGAAGAUCUUGUCCCCUUAUUCUGACUUCCCCAAGGUAUCUUUUCUUUCUUCCCAUCGGUGUAUUUUGUCUCUAGCCCACUCCACAUAAAUCUAGAAGAUGCUUAGGAGACUUGGUGGAUAAUGUGGAAAGGAAGCCUUUAGUUCUUGAGUAGCAUUUUACCUGGGAAUCAUGAGUAGUAGCCUUACUGAACUUGGAAAUAAAACCACCUUUGCUCAAAGAGAAUUGUGAAUAAAAGUCCGAAGAUUUUUUUGCUCUCCAGCCUCAGGGCUGGUGACCUGGUUGCCCAAGUGAUGAGAGGCAUUCUACAAGUAAUUAGUGAGCUGCAAAGAGCACUUCACCACUUACCACUUCCCUUAUAUAUACUCAGAAUGGAACUUUUCAAAUAAAUAGCUUUUCAGGA
Antechinus flavipes (yellow-footed antechinus) is the source of this 1608-nucleotide messenger RNA. It is a transcript of the gene ECI1, whose product is annotated as enoyl-CoA delta isomerase 1. The coding region runs from base 105 to 1043 and encodes 312 amino acids. Lineage: Eukaryota; Metazoa; Chordata; Mammalia; Dasyuromorphia; Dasyuridae. The transcript has 7 exons. Gene Ontology annotation, biological process: fatty acid beta-oxidation. The record is from RefSeq and is a predicted model, not a curated record. Gene Ontology annotation, molecular function: enoyl-CoA hydratase activity. Gene Ontology annotation, cellular component: mitochondrion.